AUGGAUUUCUACGAAGAACCAUACUUUGGGUUCGGCACAAAGAUGUCCAAAUACCUGAUGAGCUUCUCUGUCUUCGUCUGUUUCGUUGUGCUGAGCGUGGUGAGCUUUUUCCUGAACCUCGGAGGCUCGGUUUACUUGCUGCAGUCCGGACUAGAACAGACCGCAGCCAAGCCUCUGAUCAGUGAACUGUUCUAUGGCUACCUCAUCGUUUACUACUCAGACAUGCCAUCCAAAUACAUGGCUGAUCACAUACAGGAGCAAUACGAAUGUUGCGGCGCAUACAGCCCCAUGGACUGGAAGAACGUACGCCUGCCAGUGCCGAACACGUGUCGUAAUCAGAUCACAGGCAAUCAGUUCCAUCUGAGCUGCGGGGAGGCGGUAUCUCGCUACCUCGAGCUCUUCACUGGCCUCAGCAGCGGCAUGGCGCUCAUAGUCUGCUUCUUACAGCUGUGGACCUUCCUGUUCGUUGUGUUGAUACGCAGAGGACAUUUCCGGAAAAGUCAAUCUGUUGAAAAUAACCAAGACUACAACGAAGACUAGAAACAAAUAAAUUAGUUUCAUCCUCAACCUACAUCGGACUCUUCUAUCUAUAGGAAUAACCACACUUGUGUAGUAUGUGUACUGGUUUUUAAUACACGAAGUAUUCUUCUUCAUCAUGUGUCGGUGUGGAUGAGGCUUGGAAAAUUUCUCCACAUGCUCUGCAAGGAUCGAUCUCGAAGCAUUGAUUCGUUAUACUAAUUUAGGUGGUUAUAUCAGCAUGUAGAUUGCUCCUUCUUGAUUUUCAACUUGUGUGUUACUUGAUUUUUGUUCUAAAAACUACGAAAUUAUUAUCACGUCACAUUGUGGUGUUGUAUUAAUUUAAUGUAUAAAAUUUUACGAUGGUUUAAGCUCCUUGAACUAUAGUUGCUCAUUCGACAUUGGUCUCGGUGUAAAGGAAUAAGGACCACAACUAUGCCAGUAAUCCAAGUAGCAUAGGCCUCUUCACGAGAUGCAAAUCGAAACACGAGUAACCAACUCAACAUUUAAUUAAAUAAAGAACGAAAUGAAGGAAAACUAGAAAGGAGCCAGCCGAGUUGAAGGUGCCAUGGAUCAGCAGGUGUCGUGGGGUCUCCGAAACGCAAUGAUCCACCAGGAAACAAGGAUCCACAAGGAAGCAUGGUUCCACCAGGAUGCAAGGUUCCACCUGGAUGCAAGGUUCUACUAGUACGCUAGGAUACACCAGGACGCAAGGUUCCACCAGGAUGCAAAGUUCCACCAGGAUGCAAGGUUCCACCAGGAUGCAAGGUUCCACCAGGACGUAAGGUUCCACCAAGACGCAUGGUUCCAUCAGGACGCAAGGUUCCACCAGGACGCAAGGUUCCACCAGGGCGCAAGGUUCCACCAAGACGCAAGGUUCCAUCAGGACGCAAGGUUCCACCAGGACGCAAGGUUCCACCAGGACACAAGGUUCCACCAAGACGCAAGGUUCCAUCAGGACGCAAGGUUCCACCAGGACGCAAGGUUCCGCCAGGACGCAAGGUUCCGCCAGGACGCAAGGUUCCACCAGAACGCAAGGUUCCACCAGGACGCAAGGUUCCACCAAAACGCUAGGUUCCGCCAGGACGAAAGGUUCCAUCUGCAGGAAAUACGAUCGGAGAGUUUAGGGCGUCAGGUAGGAGGGUGAGAAGCCAGUACGUGUUACUCGUGGUUGAGGAGCCCCUUAAUUGAUAAUCAGUUAUGGGUUCUAUCUGUAGCAAAAAGCGCGGGGGUUAGCAAUCACCGGUCUAUAGAAAAUUAUAAAGUUACCCCACAGCCAUUGAAGAGAACGAGUUUAUGGGGCAGAUCUGUGAUACUGCUAUGAAACACUUCUCGUUCCAGAGAACUUUCCUUUAGCGGCUAGUUUAUAGAGCAAUUCUAAAGCCUCCGAUUUUCUGGAUACAAACUCUUCUGAAUUCAAAGAUCUUCACAUGAAAAGUAUGUUAACGUCAGUCAACAAUGUUUACAUGUAAACAACACUGAACUAAAAAAGUUUCUUUCAUUCUAAAGUUGAUUUGUAAAAUUGUGUGGACUUCUAGUGAAUUACAUUCAUCCAUAACUAAGGAUGAAAUAAGUUGGGAAAUAAAUAUUAAAUUCUUCAUUAUUAUACAAUUGAAGAAGACUAAUUAACCAAAUUUUUGGUUUAAUCGUUGUUUUAGGAGAAUUUAAUAUCAUUUACUCGGGUUUAUUCUGAUUCUUGUAUUUUUAUUCUUACUUUUAUGUUAUCUAUAUGGUUGUUAGGAACAUGAAAUAACAUGUAAACACGUGUUCGUUUUGUAAAAAUUUUCUAUCUGUAGCGUAUAAGUCCUGGAUCUCUUAGUAAUAAAGCUUCGUUUAGAAAUAUAUAGUUCAUAGUUGUCGGAUAACAUUCAUAAUUAAUUGGUUACCAUUUAUAGUUGAUUAGAUUAAACGAUUUAUAAAUAUAUAACCUGAAUUUACUUUAAAAUUAAUUCGAUGACCUUGAUUGAGGAAAUAGCGAUAAUAUCUUCCUGUUUAUAUGAUUUAUAAACAUGCUCUUCAGACCCGAAAACGGCUUAAAUUACGAUAGAAAUAUGACCAAUUCAUUCACUCCAUUGUUUCAUUGCCUUGAUUCUUCUUUAUCUUAUAAAA
Hyalella azteca is the source of this 2625-nucleotide messenger RNA. RefSeq names its product tetraspanin-2A. Bases 1 to 540 code for a protein of 179 amino acids. Gene Ontology annotation, cellular component: membrane. The transcript has 6 exons. The record is from RefSeq and is a predicted model, not a curated record. NCBI's taxonomy places the organism in Eukaryota, Metazoa, Arthropoda, Malacostraca, Amphipoda, Hyalellidae.